UACAAUAGAAGCAUGGCAGCAGAUACGACAAUGUCUAAUGGACAAGAAACCGCUUCCCUGAAUGGCGAGCCGGCCACGAAGCGGCCCCGUGACAGCGAAGAAGUUGAAUCGUUACGGAACCCUCGGCCUCCACAGAAUAAAGUCACCGUUGUCCUCGGAGCUCAAUGGGGAGAUGAAGGAAAGGGGAAAGUGGUUGACUUGUUGGCGAUGGAUGCGGAUAUUGUAUGCAGGUGUCAAGGAGGAAACAAUGCUGGACAUACAGUGGUGGUGGACUCAGUGGAGUAUGACUUCCACUUGCUGCCCAGCGGCGUGCUCAACAAGAAGGCCACUUCAUUCAUUGGAAAUGGUGUGGUCAUACAUCUACCAGGGCUGUUUGAGGAGGCUGAGAAGAACUUGAAAAAAGGCAAUGGACUGGAAGGAUGGGAACAGAGACUGAAGAUAUCAGACCGGGCACAUAUUGUGUUUAACUUCCAUCAAGCUGUUGAUGGUAUCCAGGAGCAGCAAAGACAGCAGCAGGCUGGAAAGAAUUUGGGAACCACCAAAAAAGGCAUUGGUCCGGCAUAUUCUUCCAAAGCUGCACGUAAUGGACUGAGAGUGUGUGACCUCGUCUCUGAUUUCUCCAUCUUUGAAGAGAAGUUCCGUAUGUUGGCUGGCCAUUUUCAGACCAUGUACCCCAAACUUAACAUUGAUGUUGAUGCUGAGCUGCAGCAGCUGAAGGUUUUUGCAGAGAAGUUGCGCCCCUUGGUGACUGACGGUGUGUACUUCAUGCACAAAGCUCUCACUGGACCCAGCAAAAAGAUCCUUGUUGAGGGGGCCAAUGCUGCCCUCCUGGACAUUGACUUUGGGACCUACCCCUUUGUGACCUCAUCUAACUGCACGGUUGGAGGUGUGUGUACUGGUCUCGGUGUGCCCCCAUCCCAUGUGGGACGUGUGUAUGGAGUGGUGAAGGCUUAUACCACCAGAGUGGGUGUGGGGGCAUUCCCCACAGAGCAGGACAAUGAGAUUGGUGAACUGCUGCAGUCCAGGGGGAGGGAGUUUGGAGUUACGACGGGCAGGCGGCGACGUUGUGGAUGGCUGGACUUAGUCUUGGUCCGAUAUGCCCACAUGGUGAACGGAUUUACAGCCAUCGCUCUAACCAAGUUGGAUAUCCUGGACACUUUACCUGAGAUUAAAGUGGGCGUGGCAUACAGCGUUGAUGGAAAACCCCUUCCAAGUUUUCCUGCGAACAUGGACGUCCUCACGCGGGUCUCGGUGACGUACGAGACGCUGCCCGGCUGGUGCUGCAGCACUGAGGGCGUGCGCAAUUUCGAACAGCUGCCUCCCCAAGCGCAGGACUACAUCCGCUUCAUCGAGAAAUUCCUUCAGGUGCCAGUGAAAUGGGUCGGAGUUGGCAAGUCCAGAGAGAGCAUGAUCAAGCUGUUCUGACCGGAACAAUGGGAUCACUGUGGGACCAGGAAUUUUAAUAAAACGAUCAGCAUGAUGACCCUGAGGUUCAGAACCUCAGAGACUACAUUACCUGAAUGUAUACACCAGCACUGUAUUAGAACCAAGAUUUCAUUAAAGGGACCUACACCUCUGUUGUAUUGUCUCAGAACUGUCACCUCAAAAAUUCAUUCCAUAACUUUCCUAUGAUGUGCAAGAGCAAAAAUUCCUUUAAUUAGUAGUAUUUGGACCUUAUUUUAAUCAAUGGAGCUGUUAUUCAUAUUUGACAAAUAGGUCAGAAGCACAGCACGAAUUCACAAAGAUGUUUCUCUCUCACCCUUAACAAUUACUGCAAUGUAGACGAGCGGACCGAUUUUUAGCAUGUUGUAUUUCAUGCAGCUAGCAUUCUUAAACGAUUCCUCUGUACACGUUUUUUUUUUUCAUGUAGUCCAAUUUUAAUGGUCAGUAAUAGACCUCUAAUACAAAGUAUGCUUUUAAGCUGAGCUCUAUGAGUGAACAGAUUUCUCUAGGGUUAGAUAAUAUUCAUUGUUUGGGAUCGCAGUUGACUGAUGAGAAAUUAAGUCAAAUGUAUGAGAAAUAAAGUAAAGUG
Molecule: messenger RNA, 2032 nt
Organism: Chanos chanos (milkfish)
Lineage: Eukaryota; Metazoa; Chordata; Actinopteri; Gonorynchiformes; Chanidae
Gene: adss2l
Product: adenylosuccinate synthase, like
Exons: 13
Coding region: 13-1425 (470 amino acids)
Biological process (GO): IMP metabolic process; 'de novo' AMP biosynthetic process
Cellular component (GO): cytoplasm
Molecular function (GO): adenylosuccinate synthase activity; GTP binding
Source: RefSeq, a predicted model, not a curated record